Molecule: messenger RNA, 491 nt
Organism: Papilio polytes (common Mormon)
Lineage: Eukaryota; Metazoa; Arthropoda; Insecta; Lepidoptera; Papilionidae
Exons: 2
Source: RefSeq, a predicted model, not a curated record
GUUGCCAUGGAUACCGUACAGAUGGAGACUGCACGACUGAACAACAAGGAAGAAACUCUACAGAACCAAAUAAAAGAAGCAGAACAUACUUUAAGAAAGCGAGGAGAAGAAAUGAGAAAUCAGAUAAUGAACGAAAUGGUACAAUUAGAGUCUCGCUUACACUCUAUGAGGAUAGAAAGAGAUGCGAUAGAAAGAGAGAGAAGUGAAUUAGAGAAGUUAAAAGAGAUAUGCGAUAGUAAUACUAAAAUUAGUCUACACAAUAUGAAAGAAAGAGACGAACUGAAUUCUCAAUACAAUUUGUUAAGAACUGAAUUAUCAAGUUUGAAGGGUUUCUCUACUAAAUGUUUAGUGGAAACAGGGGUUAUGACGGACACAGCUAUGAACAAUCAACAGGAUAUUGAACGUGUAAAGAGUGAAGAUGCGAUACGAAAACCAAAUCAAUUAGUGAAUGAUUUAAAGAAAAUGAAAAAUGUCAACUUCAAUCAGGUAAA